GGCCGUGAUUGAGAGCGUCCUGUGAAUACAAACACAUUUUUAAUUCCCAUGGAUUAGAAGUUUGGAAGAGUUGUUAGGCUUGGACCUAAAAAAAAAACAAAAAACAUGUUGGAAUUAUAUUUGAAGACGGCGUAUCAGCAUAAAGUGGAAUACUUUUCAACAUCUCCUUAAGGAAAUACUGAACUUCGGAAACGUCUGCAUGUCUCUGAAAUACAAGGGAAUAGCGAGAACUUUGUAGGCUAUUAUUAAGAACUUUUCUCACAGUUCAACAUUUGUGUUGUACGUUUUGUGACUUUAUUGUAAGUGAAAACAUGCAACCUCUUACAACUUAGUAACUAGAACAUGUCAAUGUUCCUUUGUAAAAAGGUUGAGGAUUUCUAACGGACAAAGCAGAUUUGUUUUUUCUUAGUUGGCUCAAAAUUGAGUCUGCAUCUUAAACUCUGAUCGUUUCAUCAGUGCCCAUAAUGGCUUGGUCGACUUCAGUCAUGAAUUUGCCACGGUGCUUUGGAGUUUGCUCUAUGAUGAGACUUCUGGUGCUGUUUAUACACGUUUUUUCAACGACAGCAAAGCGACACGUUGUAUACUGGAACUCUACAAAUACAAGGUUAACGGGAGAUGAUUACUCUGUCCAGGUCAAUCUGAGUGAUUAUCUGGAUAUACUGUGCCCCCACUAUCCUGCUGGCCAACCAUUGGCUGGCCCUGUUGAGACCCUGGCUCUCUACCUGGUGGCUGAGGGCCAGUUCAGAGGCUGUGUGGAGACUAAAGAGGCCAUUAAGAGAUGGGAGUGUAACCAGCCCCACGCUCCCUAUGGCCCUGUCAGAUUCUCUGAAAAGAUCCAGCGCUUCACCCCCUUCUCUCUGGGCUUUGAAUUCUUACCUGGGCAUCAUUACUACUAUAGCUCGCUAUCUGCAGAUGAUGGACCCCCCCUCCCCUGUAUGAAGCUACGACUCACUGUGUGCUGUCCGCCUUCAACAGCUGGAUCAUCACGACAGGAAGCCACAGAAAGACCAUCACACAGCAGUGCGGUCCAUUCUGCGACAGAUGGACGAAUUUCUCUACUCAUCGCCCUCUUUUUGCCUUUUUUUCUCUGAUACCUCUGCAAGUAACUUAAAAGCAAGCAAGUGAUCUGUUUCAGUUGAUGAUCCUCCAUAACCAGAUUACACAGAUACUCACAUAAACUCUCACCUUUUCCUUUGCUCUAUCAUUUUGUCACACCACUAAUCUCUAUCCUUCCAUUUCCUUUUUGGCACUUUCCCGUCCACUCUGAGUGCCACCUUCUGUCUGCUCUGAUAAAAGUUCACUCUGUAACAGAGCGACACUAAUCUACCUUCAGAGAUCUUGUCUUAUGGUUCAUUUUCUUUUAAUCCCUCUGUCCUUAAGGGUCAGACAUUCCUUAACUGCCCUCCUCCUUUACAAGCCCCUUGUCCCGCCUCUGUCCUACUGUACAACAAACUGAGCCAAAGAGGAGGAGGAGGAGGAGGAGGAGGAGUGAAGCUCCCAGAUCCUGCUGUAUGUACUACUACUGAGUGAAAGAUCACGGACAGAGUGACCACUCAUACCUGUGAUCAUUAAACACAUCUGAUCCCAUUGAAGGAGAUCAGGGAUCAAAAAUCAUAUGACUUUUUCUUAUAUUUUGUCUUUAAAAGAAAAAUAGUUUGAAACCAAAGCAGACGCACAUUACAUUUAAUUUAAACAUUCAUUAGAUGACAAGCUGUUGAUUGUUUUGGAAUUACAUAAAAACAAAAUGAUUUAUUAACACUCUGCAACUCAGCAGAACUCUGGAAUUACCUGGAAGAUCCUGGAAUUUUUGUGUCUUGAAUUUUCUGAAAUUUCUUUAGGGCUUAAAUUGGGGUUGAGAUGUUGAAUUCAUGCCCACACUUGCAUGUGCUGGAUGAUGUAAUGCUAUGGUGGGCUACAUAGACCACACAGUAAAAGUAAGAACUUUAUUUGUGGGACAUAUAUGACUGGGUACCUCCUAGUAUGGACUAUUCUAGUUUGCCCACUCGUUUCUUGACACUCUGUAAAGUGUGAAAAUAGCUGAAUGAUUGAUUUGGCACUUAAUCAGGUUGAGAUUCAUGAUCGAUUUUCUUUUCCUGUUUUUUUGUUUAUAUCUGUUGGUUAACCAUUCUUUUUUGAUGGUAGUUCCUUUUUUUGUCUUUACUCAUAAUUAUUUGUGGGGAUAUGAAUUAUAUAUCAUUGAAGUGUUUGCUGUGUUUACUUGAAUUAGGAAAAAUGUCAAAUCUUUUUUAUGGGUAUAACCAUAAGUGAUGUUUUGUUUUUUGUUUUUAUUAGUCUAAAAUAAUGCAUGAUGAUAGCAGAGAAAACAACAUGUUGAGUACUGUUUAAAUUCUGGUUUGUUUACCUAAUGUAAUUUGUCUUAUUUUUUUAUAUAUAUAUAUAUAUUUUUUUAAAGAAAAGUCUUUUUUUUUUCUUUACUUUAAUUUUGGAAUUUGAACAAUGCAUUUUUUUUUGUAUUAGCUGUAAGAUAAUAUUGUUUAGAUAAACAAUAGCUUAAUAAUAGCAUAACACAUUUGGUAUGUGGGGAGAUCAAGAAAAUUAGCUUAAAUAAGUAUUGAAAUAUAUAUAUUUUUUUAAACUUUUUUUUUUUAUUAUUUUGUUUUUUACAUAUAUAUUGUUUGAACUAUUAAUAAGGAAUUUUUAAUUUCUACACAGCUCUAAUAAUAUUGAAGUCAUUUGCCCCUUUAUUAAGUCCCAGAAUUUGAAACCAUAUUUUAUGGCAAAGAAAAAUUUCCUCCAAUUUCUUGUAGUGUCUGAUGUUUUUCAAUUUCAGGAUUUCAAAUGUAAAUAAUGGGUGUCAAAACAGAACAAUCAGUUUACAUAUUUUUAUUUUUUUACAUGGUAUGUAAGAAUGUAGUUUUCUUUUGAAAUUUCACAUUUUUGUGAAGUACUCAGCAUCUUCUGUGAAGAACUAAGGCCAUUUAUGGCAAAAUGAGCUACAGAAAUAAAUAAAAAAUUAUGAUUUUCAAAUCUCUUCUUUUUUUUUUUUUUU
Molecule: messenger RNA, 3010 nt
Organism: Xyrauchen texanus (razorback sucker)
Lineage: Eukaryota; Metazoa; Chordata; Actinopteri; Cypriniformes; Catostomidae
Product: ephrin-A4-like
Exons: 5
Coding region: 465-1091 (208 amino acids)
Biological process (GO): ephrin receptor signaling pathway; axon guidance
Cellular component (GO): plasma membrane
Molecular function (GO): ephrin receptor binding
Source: RefSeq, a predicted model, not a curated record